Messenger RNA from Plasmodium cynomolgi strain B, 753 nucleotides. RefSeq names its product serine/threonine-protein kinase Nek1. The transcript has 2 exons. The record is from RefSeq and is a predicted model, not a curated record. Lineage: Eukaryota; Apicomplexa; Aconoidasida; Haemosporida; Plasmodiidae. Gene Ontology annotation, biological process: protein phosphorylation. Gene Ontology annotation, molecular function: protein serine/threonine kinase activity; ATP binding. Gene Ontology annotation, cellular component: cytoplasm. Bases 1 to 753 code for a protein of 250 amino acids.
AUGCUUUCCUUAUUAUUACCAUCAAUAAGCAACACGGACGAGAAACAAAGCGUAUAUAUGAAUUAUGGAUAUAAAUUUGAAACUGUUUUAGACACAUUGACGUCGAAUAGUGAAAUACACUUAAUAAGAUCAUUAGAAACUGGAGAAGCCUUUAUUUCAAAAGUAUAUGACAUUUAUGGAGCUAGUGAAAAUGACUUAAAUAGAUACAUGAAUGAAUUGCAUAUAAUGCAAAAGUUGGAAAAUUGUGAAAAUAUAGUACAGGUUGUGGACUUUAUUAAACAGAAUGAUUCCCUCUCACUUAUAAUUGAAUUUUGUAGUCAAGGUGACUUAUAUACUCAUAUUUCAAGAAGAAAGAUGAACAAUGAAAUGUACACUGAGAGUGAAAUUUUUAACAUUUUUAAUCAAAUAUUGAAUGGAUUAAAUUCAAUUCAUAAAAAUGGAAUAACCCAUGGUGAUUUAAAAAGCACAAAUAUUUUUAUUAAGGAUGAUAAGAUUAAAAUAGGAGAUUUUGGUAUAUCACAAAAAGGGUCAAAUAAUAACUUAGGGACUUUAAACUUUUUAAAUAAAAAUUAUAAAAACUAUAUUGUUAAGGACAUUUCAAAUAUUUACUCAGAUAAGCUAGUUAACAUCAUUUCGAAGCUCUUAUCCUUGAACACUUUAGAGCGAUUGGAAGCGAUCACCAACUACAAUCUUAGUAGAACAGAAAGUAUAAAUUUAGAAGUUUCAAAUAAUGCUAAUUAUGUUAUUGCGUAA